Molecule: messenger RNA, 2388 nt
Organism: Pediculus humanus corporis (human body louse)
Lineage: Eukaryota; Metazoa; Arthropoda; Insecta; Psocodea; Pediculidae
Product: sodium/hydrogen exchanger, putative
Exons: 14
Coding region: 1-2388 (795 amino acids)
Biological process (GO): regulation of pH; sodium ion transport; proton transmembrane transport
Cellular component (GO): membrane
Molecular function (GO): sodium:proton antiporter activity
Source: RefSeq, a predicted model, not a curated record
AUGUGUACAAGUUUUCAUCAUGCAUAUUGGUUGUCAUCAUGGUUACCUGAAUCCUGCCUCAUGAUUAUCAUGGGAGUCAUACUAGGAACUAUUUUAUUUUUGAGUGGAGUUCCUGAGCCAGAAAAUGAAGCUGAUAAGGUCGUGCCUGAUGGGGAAUUUGCAUUACCAACUUUUACUCCAAGGCUAUUUUUCUUGAUAUUACUUCCACCGGUUAUUUUAGAAUCAGCAUAUUCACUUUAUGACAGAUCAUUUGCUGAUAAUUUAAGUACAAUUUUAGUUUAUGCAGUUGUUGGUACGUUAAUAAACACUUUUCUCAUCGGACCUAUAUUAUACCUUCUUUCCAUCGGAGGACUCAUGGGAAUAAUUAAAUUGACGAUGACGGAUACGAUUGUAUUUUCUGCACUCGUUUCAGCAGUUGAUCCUGUUGCCGUUUUGGCCAUAUUUCAAGAAAUUGGAGUUAAUAAAGAUUUAUAUUAUCUUUUAUUUGGUGAAUCUUUACUCAAUGAUGCGGUCACGGUGGUUUUAUAUACAACAGCCGUCACGUUUACAGAAAUGAAAAAUGUCGAUGGUAGUCAAUUUGGCCUUGCUAUCGUUGCUUUUUUUACAACAAGUUUUGGCGGUUUAGUUAUAGGAAUUUUUUUCGGUUUGAUAACAGCCCUAAUAACAAAAACUACUCAAGAUGUUAGAGUCGUGGAGCCACUCGCAGUUUUGGGAAUUUCCUAUCUUUCGUAUUUAGCAGCAGAACUUUUUCAUUUUUCCGGUAUUAUUUCAAUAAUCGGUUGUGGAGUCGUGCAAGCACAUUAUGCUCUAAAAAAUAUAUCAGAUCAUUCUAGAACGACGGUGACAUAUUUUACUAAAAUGAUAAGUUCGACAAGCGAUGCUAUUAUUUUUUUAUUUUUGGGAAUGGUUUUAGUGAGUAAACGACACGUUUGGCACACCGGUUUCGUUUUAUGGACUUUGUUUUUAUGUUUUAUCUGCAGAUUUAUAGCCGUUUUCUGUUUAAGUUCUUUUGUAAAUAUGUACAGAGUUCGAAAGAUAAAAUUUCAAGAGCAAUUUAUUAUGGCUUAUGGAGGUUUAAGAGGAGCCGUGGCUUUUUCAUUAGUCGCCAUGUUGGAUAAAGACGUUGUUAAAACCCAACCGAUUUUUUUAACCACGACUCUUAUAGUCAUAUUAUUUACAGUUUUUAUACAAGGGGGAACGAUUAAAUGGCUCGUCAAAUUAUUAAAUAUAAAAAAAUCUUCGAGUGAUGAAAAAACAAUGAAUGAAGAAAUAAAUGAUAAUAUAAUGAGAACUAUGAUGGCUGGUAUAGAAGAAAUUUCAGGAGUUAGAGGAGAUAAUUAUGUUCGAAGAAAAAUUCAAUACAUUGACGAAAAUUAUUUGAAAAAAAUUUUUCUAAAUACUACAAAAUCAAACAGUUUGACGAGACUUUACGAAAAACUUGCAUUGACGCAACACAUAGCACAUUUGUACGGACCUGUCGCCCUCAUCGAAGAUCAAAAAGCGGAUAUACUACACGAAGAUUACGUAGAACCCCAUAAAAAAUUACUUAGAAGUGCAUCCGUGAGAUAUUCGAUAAAACCACCCGUGAAAUUACCAGAAAUAUUUCCGGGAGUUCAAUUGAGAAGGAGAACUUUAUCGGAUACACGUCAACCCCAUUCGAUAAACUUGGGAGGAAACAAUACGGAAUUAAAAGCCAGCACCGAACAAUUGCGAAGAGCGUUUAGAGCUAGCGCGUACAAUAAGCUACACGAAAAAUAUGAUCCCAAUUUGAUAAACGACGUUGACGAACGUGAAAUGUUACGACGCAGACGUCAAACAGCACAUAGGAUAACAUAUCAGGCUGCAUUAUCACAUCGUCAUUCCAUCGCUGCCAAUUCGGAUGAUGGUUCCCAACCGGAAGAAUAUAAAGUUCCACGUAGAAAACUUCUUUCAGGUUCGGAUGAUAUCGAUCCGGAAACAUUGGAAGGUAUCGACGUGAUAUUAGAAAGAGCACGACAAAGAGUUGCUAGAAACAAUUCAAACGCGGAUAUAUUUUCCGAUAUCCCUCUGACGCCAAAAAACGAAGGAAGAAAUAGUUUUUCGACGUCGUCUCCUCUCAUUCCCCAUAGAAAAUCAAGUUUUUUCAAAUCAAACAGAAAUAUAAACAGACCGCGAAAAGUUUCAAGAUUGUUGGAAUCUUAUAAGGAAAACGAUAGCAACGAAGAUAUUUCUCAUAACAACGACGAGACUCCUGAUCCCGCAACACCUCAAUCUCCCGUUCUUCAGGAGGUUAAAGUAGAACAAGAUUUGACAAAAUCACCAUCAUCCGAUUCGACCUCUCAAGAUUUAUCAUCAACUAAUAAUUCGAACGAAAAACCACCUGAUGAAGUUCACGAAUCAAAAGUUUGA